Ficedula albicollis (Collared flycatcher) is the source of this 2249-nucleotide messenger RNA. RefSeq names its product T-box, brain 1 (gene TBR1). The record is from RefSeq and is a predicted model, not a curated record. Gene Ontology annotation, biological process: regulation of neuron projection development; positive regulation of DNA-templated transcription; commitment of neuronal cell to specific neuron type in forebrain. Gene Ontology annotation, molecular function: DNA-binding transcription factor activity, RNA polymerase II-specific; RNA polymerase II cis-regulatory region sequence-specific DNA binding. The transcript is spliced from 7 exons. Bases 136 to 2169 code for a protein of 677 amino acids. Lineage: Eukaryota; Metazoa; Chordata; Aves; Passeriformes; Muscicapidae. Gene Ontology annotation, cellular component: nucleus.
AAAUCAAACGUUUGGGAAGCAUUUGGUAGAUGAAGUGCUUUCUGCCUAGUGUGGGUCCCAGGAUGUCUAGCUUCUGAUACUAGGAAGCCCUUUCAGAUCCAGGGACUGAAGGGUUAUUACUGUGGUGCUAGAGCUAUGCAGCUGGAGCAUUGUCUUUCUCCCUCUAUCAUGCUCUCCAAGAAAUUUCUCAAUGUGAGCAGCAGUUACCCACAUGCAGGCGGAUCCGAGCUUGCCUUGCAUGAUCAUCCCAUUAUCUCGACCACUGACAACCUGGAGAGAAGUUCACCUUUGAAAAAAAUUACCAGGGGGAUGACGAAUCAGUCAGAUACAGACAAUUUUCCUGACUCCAAGGACACACCAGGGGACGUCCAGAGAAAUAAACUCUCUCCCGUCUUGGACGGGGUCUCUGAGCUUCGUCACAGUUUCGAUGGAUCUGCUGCAGAUCGCUAUCUGCUCUCUCAGUCCAGCCAGCCCCAGUCUGCUGCCUCUGCUCCUAGUACCAUGUUCCCUUAUCCCAGCCAGCAUGGACCUGCUCACCCAGCCUUCUCCAUCGCCAGCCCCAGCCGCUACAUGGCUCAUCAUCCUGUGAUCACCAACGGAGCUUAUAACAGCCUCCUGUCCAACUCUUCUCCGCAAGGCUACCCCACGGCGGGCUACCCGUACCCCCAGCAGUAUGGCCAUUCCUACCAAGGGGCACCUUUCUACCAGUUCUCCUCCACCCAGCCGGGGCUGGUUCCCGGCAAGGCUCAGGUCUACCUGUGCAACAGGCCACUCUGGCUGAAAUUUCACCGGCACCAGACGGAGAUGAUCAUCACGAAGCAGGGAAGGCGCAUGUUCCCUUUCCUAAGCUUUAAUAUUUCUGGUCUCGACCCUACGGCUCACUACAAUAUUUUUGUGGAUGUAAUUUUGGCGGAUCCCAAUCACUGGAGAUUUCAGGGAGGCAAAUGGGUUCCUUGCGGCAAGGCGGACACCAAUGUACAAGGAAACCGGGUGUAUAUGCAUCCCGACUCCCCCAACACGGGAGCCCACUGGAUGCGUCAGGAAAUCUCCUUUGGGAAACUAAAACUUACAAACAAUAAAGGAGCAUCAAACAACAACGGGCAGAUGGUGGUUUUGCAGUCCCUUCACAAGUACCAACCUCGCUUGCAUGUGGUGGAGGUGAACGAAGACGGGACGGAGGAUACCAACCAGCCGGGCAGAGUGCAGACAUUCACGUUCCCCGAGACACAGUUCAUUGCCGUGACCGCCUACCAAAACACCGAUAUCACACAGCUGAAAAUAGAUCACAACCCUUUCGCAAAAGGAUUCCGAGACAAUUAUGACACGAUCUACACGGGCUGCGACAUGGACCGGCUGACGCCUUCCCCCAACGACUCGCCCCGCUCUCAGAUCGUGCCCGGGGCCCGCUACGCCAUGGCCGGCUCCUUCCUGCAGGACCAGUUCGUGAGUAACUACGCCAAGUCCCGCUUCCACCCCGGGGCAGGAGCCGGCCCGGGGCCCGGCGCCGACCGCAGCGUGCCCCACACCAACGGGCUGCUCUCCCCACAGCAAGCCGAGGACCCGGGGGCCCCCUCGCCGCAGCGCUGGUUCGUCGCCCCCGCCAACAACCGCCUCGACUUCGCCGCCUCCGCCUACGACACGGCCACCGACUUCGCCGGCAACGCGGCCACGCUGCUGUCCUACGCGGCCGCGGGCGUCAAGGCGCUGCCGCUGCAGGCGGCCGGCUGCGCCGGGCGGCCGCUGGGCUACUAUGCCGACCCCUCGGGCUGGGGGGCCCGCAGCCCCCCGCAGUACUGCAGCAAGUCGGGCUCCGUGCUCUCCUGCUGGCCCAACAGCGCUGCGGCGGCGCGCAUGGCCGCCGGCAACCCCUACCUGGGGGAGGAGGCGGAGAGCCUGGCCCCCGAGCGGUCCCCCUUGCCGGGCGCCGAGGACUCCAAGCCCAAAGAUUUGUCCGACUCCAGUUGGAUCGAGACGCCGUCGUCUAUUAAAUCCAUCGACUCCUCCGAUUCUGGGAUUUACGAGCAGGCCAAAAGGAGGCGGAUCUCCCCCUCGGACACCCCGGUGUCCGAGAGCUCCUCGCCCCUCAAGAGCGAGGUGCUUACCCAGCGGGACUGCGAAAAGACCUGCGCCAAGGACAUCGGCUAUUACGGCUUCUACUCGCACAGCUAGGCGCGGCCGCCGGCCCGCCGUCCUUUUGCACAAUAACUCCUCCGCGUUAGCGCACUGACCCCCGCCCCUAGCUGUCCCAU